GCGAGUGUUCACGCUUGGACUUCAGUGUCGGAGCAACUGGUCCACGUCGUGAAGUCGCGGCAGAAAAGCACGCCAAAGGAAUGUAAUCUCCGUACGAAUGACUGAUUUUCUACCCGUGUACGACGCGCUUCAAUUGAGACUCUCCAUUGCCCACGAGUUCCAAUGACUCACAAGAAAAAACUCUGACCACGGGACAAGCGCGUAUCGGCAGCUAUUAAAGCGCCUGACGAGGCUGAAGAUCAAGCUUCUGUAAUCGAUGGGUUGAGAACGCGAAAUUCGUGCUUUUCAGCUUUCUUCUCUUCUUGUAACCAAGGUGUAUAGCUCACCGAUGAGCCAUGCUGAAGGUAGUAGGAGCCUCCUGGCUGCAGACACGCAUCUCCACUUACAUCCUCGUCGCCGUAGCUUUGCUGGGAAUUGGAGCCAUAAUUCUCGGUGAAUUUGGACAUGUCGAACAAGAUGGAACUUAUUCAGCCACGGUAUCAUGGAACCGCAAAGGAGGAUACCGCAUUGACUUUUGGGGCCAAGGCAAUGAUCUAACAGCCGUACCAUUGCAUGCAGCUCGAGCCUAUUACAAAACUGGAAUUUUCGAGCACGGAUGGUCUUAUAUCGAAAUAGAAACAUCGUCAAAAUACCCGGACACCGUACAAGCUUACGCUGCCGGACUGUUGGAAGGCAGCCUUACUUGGCAAUUGAUUCAUCAUCAUUGGUACAACACUAUAAGGCCAGAAUGCGAAGAGAAACCUGCCGAGUGCCGAAAGUUAACGCGAUAUCUUCGAGACAACACUGCUGUAGUUCGUGAACGUGCUGAAUUGAUGGAAUCUACUGAUCCCUUCUGGCAUAUGGUACGAUUAUUUUACGCUCAAUUAGAUGGCUUGGAAGCUGGUUGGAAAUUUGCUGUACGUAGAAGCCGUGUAUCGGUGUCAUUGGAAUCAGAAGAUUUCCUCUGGCUCGCUUUGGCUUCUGACUUGUCUGGUUUUCAAGAAGUAUUUAAUAUAUCCGCUCCAGUAAUGAGCUCCAUGAUCUAUCUCAAAUCGCUUCCAAGAGAGAAUUCGGAACCCUUAAUUGCAAUUGGUCAUAAUACCGCUGCGUCAUAUACUCAAAUGUUGAGACUUUUAAAAAAAUACACGUUCAACUACCAUGUAUUGCCAGUGACAAAAAUCGCCGCUCCAACUCCCAGUCGAUCGAUCGUGAUGUCCUCUUAUCCCGGAGCACUGUCGUCUCGAGAUGAAUUCUAUUUUAUGUCUGGGGACUAUAAUCAACUUGUUGUUACCGGAACACCUCUACUAGCGACGAAUCGAAGUGAAUGGAGCUUUUUAUACCCAAAAGAUCAUGUGAUGCUAACUGUAAGAUUAAUGGCAGCGAAUCGUUUAGCAACAAACAGUCAGUCUUGGUUUAACACCAUGUCCCGUCAGAAUGGUGGCGCUUCUGCUCUGCAAUGGAUCAUCUUAGAGCCGCGUUCCACUUCGAUAUUGUUAGUGGAACAAUUACCUAGCAUAUCCGUUGCGAUGAAUUACACGGAGAAGUUCAAGAGAACCGGUUUCGUAUCCUACGUUGGUAUAUCAAACUUUCAGAACAUCAACGACAUUGUGCAGCCAGCCAAGAGGGACGUAGACGUAUGGAAAACUCGUUUAACACGUACACAAGAGAAUAUCACCACGUUCGAACAGUUUCAAGACAUGAUGCGUGGAUGCAGCCAGGAAGAUUGCACUGCCGACACACAAAAUUUCAAUACAGAUUCGUUGCAGGAAUUGACGUAUCGCGGAGAUCUCGAUGAUGUUCCUGUACCGUAUGGUGUUAUAGACACGAAGGUUUUAGCGAUCGACGUAGAUGGUUUCGAGAGCCUCGAAGUCAUUUCUGGACCAUCCACGUCGCAGUCGCGAACACCGUUCACAUGGUCUGAUAGUUUUCCCAAUAUUUCGCACAUAGGACACCCAAACACUUUUCAUUUCAAAAGUGUUACACCAAGAUGGGUUUGGACCUAAUUAACGAUAUUAACAUUUUACUUAAAACUAAUAUAUCUUUUUUAAACUUUUUUAAGGCUUUUAAAGAAAAGACGAAGACGAUUUCCUGUCAAUUCCUAG
Habropoda laboriosa is the source of this 2081-nucleotide messenger RNA. RefSeq names its product putative phospholipase B-like lamina ancestor (gene lama). The coding region runs from base 336 to 1982 and encodes 548 amino acids. Lineage: Eukaryota; Metazoa; Arthropoda; Insecta; Hymenoptera; Apidae. The transcript is spliced from 8 exons. The record is from RefSeq and is a predicted model, not a curated record. Gene Ontology annotation, biological process: phospholipid catabolic process. Gene Ontology annotation, molecular function: glycerophospholipase activity. Gene Ontology annotation, cellular component: extracellular region.